UUUGUCAAAAACUCGUAUAUAGGUAACAAAGGACCUAUGGUAAUAAAAUCUAAACUGUCGAGAAGGUCAAAAGCUAUCCUUCACGAUUACACGAACCGUAGCUGCAAAUUUGAUGAUUCAGUGUUUUUGCGUUGGCGAAAAAAUAAGACCUACGUGAAGAUAUACACAAUUAAUAAUUGCUGAAUUGGUACUUUUUUAAUUCAAUUACUACGCCUCCGCGGUUGAACAAGUUGCUUUUCUCAUUGGUAAUAUAUGUCAGUUCUGAUAAACAUGAAUUUAUACACGAAAUUUAUAAACUUUAAGCCCUAAAAACAGGCGGGUUAAAUGCAGGUCUAGCCGUAUACCUGUCUACCUGCGUAGCUCUCAAGGAUUCAUCUUAAAUGUGAAAAGUGAACAGCAGGGAAGGAUAGUUCGUACCUAAACGCACAUAUUACAAACAUUCACAUAUAAAAACAUCACGAAAACGAUCUUAUAUCGAUUUACAUAUACUGACUUGCAUAAAGUUUAUUAACCACUACAAAUUUACGUUUUAUAAUAGAGGCAAGUCUUCUUCAAAACAGAGAAAUACAAAAGCAAAGCUAUUAGGAGCAAGAGAAGAAAGCUAAAUUACUACGACGAUAAAUGAAACUGUUAUUUCUGGUUGUGGACAACGUAUUGACAGUGGUCUCCGAAGCUAAUUGUUGGCAGCUUCAUUAGGGUAGCACUCCGGUAACACUUGUUUCGGCGUUAGUAAAUGACCUAAGAGGAGCGCAGCAACAGCCAGCGUCAAAAUAUUCAUUGAGCCUAGGAACCUAAUUCCCAAUUCCGACGUGUUUGCUUGCCUCUGGCCGCCGCCAAGCUGUUCUUGUUGUUUACGCUGAGCCCAGAGUUCCACUCUAGACCAUCCCCGAAUAAAAGGACCCGCAUCGGCUUUUCUCAGAGUAGCUGUAGACCCUCGCGACUUCCUAGCAUGGGUUAUCUUGCUACAUUGAAGUAGAGUAGUUCUUAUACGGAGUUCUUCUCAAGCAGCAUCAUUCACUAUACUUUCAGCCCGACAGACACAAAAAAAUAACUCACGAUUACUUUGCCAUAUAGUAGAAAGGAGUCUACCUCAUCCAUUAAAGGCCCCGUAGACAACAAUUUAGACACACAAAUACGAAUCGAACUGGCUGCUGCUGGUAGAAUAAUGUCGCAGUCUGUCGUCUGUUCUUCGUUGCCGGUUAGCUGUCAUUGUCGGAUUUGUGUCAGCGGUCCGUUCGUGUAUUAAAAGCUAGCAAAGCACCAAGCAUACAUUUUGACUUGGUGCAAUAUUAAAGUGCAAAUGUUUGUUUUGAUUAAAGGCAAAAAAAAACAGCUAUGCAACUGCUUUUCUCUGCUCUCAGCGAGUACGGCUAGACCCAGGAAGUUGGAGCUCUUUCAUUCUGAAGAGACAUCUAGUUUCUAUUCACAUGCGCUAUUUAGCGUUCUGUUGAGCGUUACGAUAGAAAAACUGAAUAUAGUAUUUUCUAUUUGAGAUCUCGCUUGGUUCGUUAAUUCUUUUCGUUCAGGUUAUAAACUAUCGCUGUUUCAGUUCAUACAGCGGUUCUUUCAGCAAUUCGUUGAACGGCCUAAUAAAGCAUUUCUCGGGCCGCUGCCGUACAUCGAUACUGAAAGUGGCAUUCGGUGCUCCCUUUUCUCAUGUUUUCGUUCGUCGUUGCAAUAUCAUGGCCUCCUUUUUUGCACGCAGCUACAGUAUUGACCGACCCACUUUCCUAUACGUCACACGAUGGUUUAGGUCACUAUUUAACGGAGAAUCGAAGUCAACAGAAAUGCCAACGUUAAUUCCACCUGUUCUAGGCUCGUUUUCUAUGUAAGCCAUGUCCACUGACGGCAAGUCUAGGCACCAGCUUUGUUGCAAAUCGAAUUGCGACAUGCAACGCCACUUAUGUUUGAUGCUGAUUCUCCACAUCGGUUAUAUGCGUUGAACAGGUUAAAACGGAGGUGGAACGGCUUAUUUUAACGAAAACGAAAUGCUUGGCCGAGCAAGAACCCCGGCGACCAGUAGUUACAGUCGCCUCAUAGAUACAUUGGUAGUCCCUCGAAUAAAGAAUUUGGUUACCCUGGCCUUCAGUCUCAGGACUUUUGACCUUUCACGUAAACCAAGACAAGAAAAUUACCGCCAUCCUUGGUGCCGUCAAACCUCCUGUGAAUGGGGCCAUACACUCAUUAUGGAAGAUCGAAGAUAAGGUGAGCUGCAAGCAUGCAGGACAUUAACAGGACUAAUCCCCAACUGCUCUUGGCGGUUCCUUAGGGUCCUGUUCAUGGAUGACAUAGGGUGCAUUUCAACAUGAAUGCUAAGGAAAAGCUAAGAUCGAAACCGAUCUAGGCUGAGCCUAUGACUACUGUGAUAAUCUCAGCUUCUUUUUUUCUGUCCAAACAGGUAGACCUCUGUAGCAUCGAUCGUACGGCGGUAAUUCAACGUAAUUCUAUUAUUCGGAGGAACGAACUAUGAAUAAUUUUGCAUUUGAAAGACGAAAGUAGGAACGACAUGACUCCUCGACAUUGGCAAAGCUUUUGAUUGACACCAUGUGUAAAGAUAACACUGCUCUCAAUCUAACAUAGGACAGAUAUAUAUUCUUUUGACGUACAUAGCCAGAAUGCUCAUAGUUGAAUUACUGAAUCAUUGUCUAGACUGAGGUUGAACAUCUGCUAUUAAUGACUGAGACGUGGAAGUUUGCUUUAUACGCACCUCCGUAAACGAGCCUUUUUAUAACAAUACGAACUAGCAGUUGCUGUUCAUCCAAUUACUGUUAAAAUGUCAAUGAUAAUUAAACUUUCUUCAUUUAAGCAUAAAUGGUGGUUAUCGUUAAAAAGAAGAUGUUAUUUAUUUUUUGUAAAUUGAAUUGUUCUAGUAUGAUAUAUGACACGUUGGUUCGACUUUGUCUCGGGGCGAAGAAUUACUGCAGAGAUUAUCACCAUAACCCUUGUAAAUCUUACUUUAUUGCUUAAAAAAACGGAGUAGAUAAGAAUUAUUAUUCUUUUCUCCUUACCUUAAGAAUGCAGUACUGUCAAAUGUACUGCUUUGCAUCUGCAAUUUGUUUCAUCAUUAAGUGCAGCCUUUAGGCCUACGUCUUCAGUUCAGUUUUGCGUUGCAAAUACGUCUCUUGUCACUUACAUGAAUUUUGCAGAUUUCAGGUUGUUUAUUCUGAGAAAGGUGUUCUUGUUUCAAUUUAAGUUUCUUUGCAAACUAGUAAAUAGUGCACCAGGCGGCACUCAAAAACAGUCUCUUCUCAGAAAGCCUUUCUAGUCAUCAGAAGGAACAGUAUCACCUCUUUAGAUUUCAGGUGAUAAGAAUGUUCAUGUAAAGGGAAAUAUGUUCCAGCCAAAAACUAGGGCAGAACCAUCCAAAAUGGCAGAGUAACAGCGUCGCGCGCGUCGACUAGAAGCUUCAUACUCGCAAGUAUUCGAAACAAAGCUGAACUCUGAGCGGCACUGCUUUGAUCACAGGCGAACCUAGAUUUGUGCACUUCAUUACACAAGUGUACAUGUAUAUGUAGCUGUGCAGUGAAAUGAUUCUUACCAAUUACAUGUGUGAAUAUGUCACGUGUUAUCAUGUAAAUGAACUAACUGACCUUGUCGCCCAUACAGAUGGUUUUCUAAAUUACCUUAUAUAGACUUCUCAUUUGAGACGAUGAGUAUAAUGAUGUCAAAUUGAUAUGAGAAGCGAAACAUUAAAUAUACAUGUAUUAAAAGGUCCUUUUUUGCGAGGAGCACAACUAGUCGAUAUAUUCAUUCGGUGCUCACGUUUAUUGCUUUAUAGUUUAUUUUUUGUUCUUCUUUAGCGCAAUUUUUAGCCACUAACUUCACUACACCUUUUGGUAGGUCUACCUACUAUGUAUGUACACCGGUACGACGAGAUGUGCGGAUCUGAGUUCGUUGGGCAUCACGACUAGCGCCGCCGGGAAUUCAAUACAACUUUAGAAAGUUGCGGAUAGGUACUUUUUUGUCUACUCUACCUUGUCCAGACAUUGCUUUAUCAGCCUAGAAAGUCCUGUCAUUACUGCUGCUAUUGGUUGCAAAGUUAUUUUUCUUCUUGGGCAGUGUCAUUACCUGUUGCCUCAAGAGGCGAUGCCGCCCCUGCUGACGACAGUGAAGGCUUUUUGCGCCGACGCUACUUUUAACCUCCAUUUAUUAGCGCCAACACGCUCUCGCUUCUUUCAUUUAUAAGUUCGCGGGAAAAUAUGAACCAUAAAAGCAUCGACAACUAGCCUGAAUUACACAAAAGCACAUGAAUAUUGGUCAAGAGAUAUCGAAUACAAAAACCAAAUUGGAGUUGAGAAACUUCAAAGUUGUACUUAAACUGUGAUUAAAAAAUUGCAGUUGCUCAGUAGCGCCUUUGAGCAUUACGCAUAUACAUUGCUGUUAAAAGAAUAGAAGAACAGGAUAAUGAUAUUAUUCUACUCAGGUAACAUUUUUAUAGGAUUUGUAUAUAUCUUGAAAAGAUGAAUGACCAAAUAACGAUGACGAAUUUUUGUUGACAAUAACACAACAUCCGAUUAUACUACUCAACACUGUAGUUAAAUAGUAUAAAAUUAUCAAUAAUUGAAACUAAUUGGACCAGUAACAAUAACGUUCCUGCAUAAAACUUUCUUCAAGCUGUCCUGUAAUAAAGUUCUAUCCUUAGCCAUUCCAGUAAAAUUCUUAAGGCGAACUCAGAAAAUCAUAUAGUAAGAUAACUAUGGUUAUAUUUAUUAAUAUACAUCAAUGGCCCGAAUGCUACUGUAAGUUACAUGAAAGGAAGUAUCAUAUCGACCAAUUGUCUGUAACUCUACAAAUGCAUGAUUUUUAUUUUCUCUUUUUCUUUAUACACAAAUAUACACGACACACAUACACACACACACACACAUUAUAUAUAUAUAUAUGUCCAAACAAAAAUGUCCAAACGCAAGAAUGUGCGCGAUUCAGCAGUUUGACAUUGUUUAUUUCCCCUGGUCUCAUAUAAGAGUUCUCAGUAUGAAAUCUCACACUAAUUUUGAACGUCGCCCUAAAAGGUGCUAUCAUACGCAAAAUGUGGUGGAGAGAGAAAAUUGUAUAGUUGUGACAUAUCGCCCUUUGAUGCUUUCAUAGCAGCAGGGCCUUCCUUCCGAACGACGUAUAAUCUUUUAAUUCAUUUCUCAUCUAGUAGUAAUGUUCCAUAUCCGGCGUCAUCCCGGAUGUCAGCCAGCGUUAUCGUUAAACAAUCUCUGCGACAAAAGAUAGACUCGACCAUAGCGACAUAUAUUUGAAAGACAACACGUCAAGGAAUAUAUGGUUUGUCUUUUCCUACACGCACAUCCAUAUGGCCCCGACAUGCUCUGGAAUAAGUUUCGUUUUAUUUCACAAACCGAGAACUGUGCUUCUUUCAUUGACGCGUUGUCUUGCAGAUCAGACAGAACAGGGUGCAGCUUUCCCGCAUGGCAGUCGCACAUCUUCUACAGACUCAAUAGGGCCAGGGUCUGUAGGAGAUGCUUAAUGUCCGAGUGCCGCGUUCGUGGCAGUAGUUUCACUGUUGUUCAUAUUGCAUCAUUACUAGAACUGCGAGCCAUCUCCUCGUAGGAAAAAACGAGUCACUUCCACUAUUCAAUGAGAUCUUGUUAAAAUCCUGUCUUGUGUCUACUGUUUGCUUAGUGAGUAUGUGUAGCAGCAUAAAGCAGUGAGUUAUUACGAUAAUAGCAUGAGAUGAUUUAAUAGAACAUAGGACUGGAAAACUGGUUUAGAAAAGAUUAAUUGGAAAUAUAAGUCUUGGUAUUCCUAUUUUUACAUCUCAACGGAGAGAGUAUGAUUUAUGCUUCUUUCGACUAUUUCGCCACUUUAACAUUUAAAUUAGCUUAAAUACAAGCAGGGUUCACUGCUUAAUGCCAUAUUACCUGAUCGCUCUACGGCUUCUCGGGACUGCAAAUGCGAUACUUACAACGCGAAAAAUAGUAGCACAAACUGGCUGCUCGAGCUAAACUAAACCCGUGCCACUACACCACUUCGUGCUUAAACAUCGUCGUACAUUAUAACGUAAUAUAUUACUUUAACCUAAUAAAAUACUACGUUAUAUGUAGAGAGAGAGGGAGAGAGGUAGCGAGAGAACAGCACUUAGAAUACAAAUGACAACAAAUUAUUGAGUUAUCUUUGGAGGGUAUGGUCUAUUCCGAGUAACUUCUACUUCAGUUAGUGAUCAAAUGAGAUGAGGACUUAUACACUCAAGAGAAAAUAGAAGAGGCGCUGAUUAUAUAACAAAUAACUAUGCUGACAUCCAAUAAUGAACCCUCAUCGUCGAGAAGGCGAUACCGCGGUAUGCAGUCCAAGCAGCAAAAGCCAUUCUUUCGCACCUGUUCUGAGAAUCAUUGCAUCUAUUUUUGAUGCCUCGACAGAUACAUAGGUACGAAUGCAAUACUGUGUAUAAUCGAACUCCAACUGAGGCUGAAGGUAUGUUGAAAUCACCUACAUUCAUAUGAAAACAUCACAAUGAUGAUGUUCAAGUGGCGAUAGGCUUAUGGAAAAUGAUGCAUGGAUCAUCGAUUAAAUCCGGCUAAGUGCUGUCAUGCUGGCAAAGAAUGUUAAGCUGUAUAAAAGAUCCCAAUUUCUAAAAAAUGCAUCCUGCUAUAUGAAGGUAGGAUUCUUGAUAUACACUCAGGGAUGUUGGCUACAUCAGUCCAAUACUAAGCUAAGUUCACCAUAUUGCAAUAAAAAUAAGAUACAAAUUCGGUACUUUGUGACCCAGGAAAGCGGAUCCCUUUAAAUAAAGCUGAUAUCGAUUACGCUUUUUAUCAUUAAUAUGUAGUAGAAAAUAUAAUAAAAUUGUAUUUAGUCACCUACACUUGCAUGUAACAAAAAAUAUGUAACGAUAGAGAGCUUGAUACGCUAAUAUUAUUCCGCCCUGGCGCAAAGAAGUGCCCAGUCAAAACGCCUCAGUGUGCCGAGAGCACGUCUCUAGAAAAUAAAUAUAACAUCUUGUCAUCUCCCAAAUACGACAUAUAAUGCACCGGUUCACGUUAAAACUAGAAAUUCAAUAUGCUGAAAUUUCAUAGGUAAAGGUUUGAUGCAAAAGUAACACGUCUGAUAUGGUCAGGUUGUACCAAAGGACGCGUCUCUAAAUUGAAAUUUCCCACACAGCCUAAAGCGUUGUUGUACUGGCAAAUUUGUGCAUACACGUAUAGCAGAUCUGAUGAGUAGAAGCUCGCAAAGCAUAACCUCUAGGUAUACCCACUAAAGAGAACAAAUUGCUUAACGUAAAAUAACGACACCGAAAUCGUCCGAAGACCGACCAUUACUGCUACACUAUUGUGCUGUUAGGUAACUGAAACUGUCGAUGCAUGAAUUAUAUCUCAAAUAAAUGGCGGUCGGAACUGAUUUGAUAUUGAACGACAAUCUAGAAAGAAAAACAAAGAUGUAGGAUAUACAAAAAAGACGCUUUCGUUAAUCCAUCAAAAUAGGAAUAAUAAUGAAACUACGAAUGGUGUGUGGCAUAUGUUGACAUGUUCUGGAGGGCUCUUGGUCGCUAAAGAGAGUUUGCCAAAUUGGUUGAUCUGAAUCUAUAUCUGCUUAUGUCUUUAUGAGCUUACCUGCUUAACGAUAACUGGAAAGGAUUGUAAAUAUCUACUAUCACAUUUCACUACGGCUCAUACGUAGUGAAGCACAGUAAAUAGAAUGCUGAAAGCUUUAUGGUGAAAAGGGGAAUGAUGCGACCUUUAUAUGAAUCGGCGCGUAUAUCUUUGCGGGAAUAGGUUGCAUAAACAUGCAAUGCCCAAUUCAAAACGGAUGGGAUAAAAAACAUCAAUUACUUAGCUAUACAACGCCCUUUUACUACAUGUUUGUUAAUUACUGGGAUUCAUUAGAUACGUGUUGUUACAAUUCGUCAUUGAAUGAACGAUGCUCAAACUGGAUUUCGCCAGCUGAAAAACGAACCAUGGAAGAGUUCGACAUCGACGCGUCUAAUGUACCUGCUUAUCUUUACGGUGAUCUCUUUUGUGUGCUGUGUCAUGCUAUCUAACAGCGUGGUGCGGUGGGCGGACCAAAAAUUCGAUAUGUGCCGUCCAUUAAGCUGCGGUUCAGAUGCGGGUUACCUUCUUGUAUAUCGCACCUUGCUUUGUGUAGCGCUAUUCCACCUCGCCAUGGCGGUGCUUACCAUUGGUGUCCAGAACUCCCGGGACAUCGUAUCCGGCGCACAGCAGGGCUUCUGGGCGUUUAAGGUAAUAAUUCUGGUAGGAAUGGUGAUGCUGUCUAUCCGAGUGAGACUGCCCCCAGGUGUGUUCAUCGGCAUUGUCAAGUACGCCGGUCUCUGGGGAGGCUUCGGAUUCAUGGUCUUUGCUUAUCUAGUCAUGCUUGAGAGCGCCUAUAAAUACGAAGACUGCUUGGCGCGCAAUGGACAAUUGGUUAAGGUGAUUGUAAUGGGGGUCUUGGCGAUGCUGUGCUCAGGCGCUAUUAUGUGGACACGUUUCGAACGCGAUGCGGACGGUACUGAUUCGAAAAGUGGAUCUGGUGGCGGUAACACGGAUCAGGGGUCAAAGUGCGUGGCCAAACACUCGAUGAUGCGGCUCAAUACGGCGCUCUACCUUAUCGUAUUGGCCAUGACGUUGGUCGCCGGCUUUCCCGAUGCACAUAGUCGGCCAUGUCGUAACUUGCUGCCAGGCGCGGUCACACUAAACUUUCUUGCCUUCCUCACACAUCUCAUCUCGCGCAGCAACGUAUGCGGCGAGUUUGGUGACAAGAAUACGUGGGACGGGCUUACGCUCAUUCUAGGCUUGUAUCUAUGCUUCAGCACAUUGCUCUACCUGCUUGUGAGACGCAACGACAAACACUCGCCCUGUUCGAUGUCGACGGGCGCCCUGGGUCGCUUCUACCGGCGGAUCUACCUCCGCGGGAGCGGCGUAACGGCUGGCGUCGGCGCACACCAGGUACACGGGGGCGGAAUCAUGACAGGAGACGUGGACCGAAUUAAGUUCAGAAACUGCGAUGACAUCUUUGACGAAGUCGAUCAGCUGCAGUAUUCGUGGUGCGUCUUCCAUCUGGUGCUCUGCGGGGCGGCGCUAUUCGUCAUGCUCACGCUAACUAAUCUUUACUACCCCAAGAGGAGCACCAAAGCAAGCUGGUACGAGCUAAUGGCAAUACCCGAGCAUUUGACUGACGCGAGAUCGUCAUCGUCGGCGGCGUCUCCGCUGCCAGCGGACCCGCAUGCCACUCCUCUGCUGUGGAUGCAUGUCAUAGCCUCGUGGGUAUGCGCAGCGCUUUAUCUCUGGUCGCUGCUGGAAACGACCACCUCGACAAAACAGCAAUCUAAGGCCGAGCAAUACUCAUAUUCGUACAAUGCUAAUGAUAACAAUAACACGAGCGACCAUUGCGCGGUAUAACGCAGAAUGUUCGUUCUGUACAUAAACCCGCGAAAGAUGUCGAGGUUGAAAUCCGGCACCAAUAUCUCUAAGAUCGACAUGAGAAAGAAAUCAAUGCCUAAAAGCCCAACUUGGCUUGCGUAAGAUUGUGUUACUCAUCCUAUGCAGCCGGAUCGUUUUGGAUGUUGGUAGAAUGAUUUUAUCAUAUCAUAGUGACGAAAACCUUGACGGUGGAUUUCAGUUCUAUACAUCUGCAAAAAAAAUCAUUCGGAGACAAAGAAGAUAACGUUCGUCGCGUCUAUUUCCAUUGGUAUGCCCGGAAAAGAGAUUGGGCGUUCGUGGGUAUUUACAAACAAAUAAAAAAAAGCUUCAGUCUAUAUUAUAAAAGCCACGGUUGCUUUCACAAAUAGAAAUUAAACCACUUUUAGCUUUCGGCAAAACGGAUGUUCAUAUGGAAAAAAAACUAUUAUAAUGCAUAUGCAGAGGCAAAUGAACACAUAUCGACCUAGAAAGAUUCUUCUAAAGAAGGCAGAAUUUGAGAGGUUGCCGCACUUAUCGUAGGAGGAGAUUUGGACUGAACGAAUAACUAAAAUGCUAUCGGGAUAUAGACGAAUGGGUGUCGAGGAACGACCACAGGUUGACCAUGUGACCUAUAGGCGGGUCUGCUUGUUGACACCCCAUUUGCGCCUGGAGGAGACACGUUGCCGGCGGCUCCGUAUAUACUAGAUAAACAAAAGUAUAUGCGUAAUACUUGACAUGCAAGAACCGCCAACGACCGAUUGUAUUUAUCUCAAUGUAUUUCUGCGUAUUCAUUUCUCUGGAGACACUUGAAAGCAUUAGGUGAAUUGUAGAGGCACCGAAGUAGCGAAAUGGAGUACGCGAUUACUGAAUGGACUGAAACGAACUUCAAUCAAGAUACGCAGAUCAAAUACGUGGCUAAAUGAAGGAGCAACCGUCGUUAGUGGGACUGAAAAACCCAAAAACAACUGUUCCUGUGGCAGACAAAAAAAAUUCAGACAGAUCAUGAUCGUAGGUAUAAAUCGUUGUUGAAGAAAUACGAACACAAUAAAAUGAGAAAAAAGUAUGAAGUCUAUCUGGUUCAAAAGAAAACUAUAGUAUUCUAUAUAUGUAGAUUAUAUGUGUGUGUUUUCAUAUAAAUCUAUUACUACUGGAGAAAAAGAAAACGAAACCGAGAAGAAAUCAAGGUACGAAACGAGAGAGAAAGAAGUAAAACAAAAAAUGGCGAUAUUUCUCAGAAAAUACGGGCUAGGCAUGAUUUUGUUUACUGCAACCGACGAAAAAGCCCUCUAGCGGCUUAUUGCGCGACCGCCACCAUCAUCGUCCACCAGUGAUAGGCGACUACAAUAGAUACUAACUUCUAUUUAUAGAAAAAAAAAGACAAAUAAACAGAAACAGAAGUAAAAAAAUUAUGUUAAUAUAUCAAAAGAAAACAAAAAUGUUCAUAAGUGACGUUAUAUCACAACAGAUUACAAUAAGGGACAGUUAAAGAUGUAUGAAUUAAAUUAGGAUGCGUUGAGCGUUCAGCAUUGACAUUGACCGAGAAACAUGGUCAAUCUUUUAUUCACGUUCAUAUAUAUAUAUAUAUAUAUAUGCUACAAACACAUACGCAACAUGAUCACACUGUCAACGCAGACGUAUUAGUAAUACAAAAUACACAUAUUGUUAUAUCUAUUGAUUACGUAACUAGCCAAAGUAGAGCAAAAACAAUCCGUGAACUGCUAAAAUAGAGGCUCACAACAAUAUACAAUAUUGCUAUUUCUUAUACACAUGUAAUGUAAUAUGGUGGUUUGAGUGUUUGAUAUCACUGCUCUACAUUAUGCAUGAUAUCAAUCGUGCAAAAAUUAUAUUAUUGAAAUGGAUUGCAGACUAUGUUAUCAUAAUCACUCACCAAGAGCAUCAAGGUCCGCUGGACACUCCGCAGGCUUCUCGUCAUUUUAACGCCAGCCUUGCUGGUAAUGCUAGUGCCGGUCCUUUUAGCGCUUUCGGUCCGACAACCUUUCAUUAUAUAUAUAUAUAUAUAUAUAUAUAUAUAUAUAUAUAUAUAUAUAUAUAUGAGUAAAAUAUGUACGAAUACGAAUCAAAAAAAACUGAGGACGAUGCGGAUGGAAGCGAUGAUAAUAAUGCCAAUGAGGUGCAGGUGAGGCGGCACUCUUCGCGCCAAUCAUUGAAGGUUUUCUCGUGUCUUAGUCAAACAAGGUACAACAAGGCCGCGCGCGCCCGGUUUCGGUAAACCAAAGCCAAAAAUAUAAACUCGGACAACAGGCUCCUUCGUAAAAGAGACAGAUAAGAAUGUCGAACGUUGAUUAUAUCUGAAUCGAUGUAGUACUAAUGGGUGACGAUAAAUACGUGGAGCCCAAAAAUACUGUGUGGACAUUACUUUAAAGCUGAGUGCAGUCGUAAAUGAUGAUACCAAAUCAAUAUUAGCAAUGUUCAGAUACUGCAAUACGUUACGUGUGAAGUCACUGGUUCUAGUUCCAGAAGUGACCACUUACAGAUGCAUCUCCUAAAACUAGGCAAAUAGAGUAAAAGCCAUGCGUAUAUAUAUAGUUGGUAAUAAUUAUGAUAACAGUUGAUGACAAUAUUAAUAAAUAUGAGAUAGUAAUAAUCUAUAUAUAUAUAUAUACGUACGCAGACCAUAGUGUUGAGAGCAAUUAAUCCAAUACAGCAAACUAUUAUAAGAAAGCAAGAUAUAAUAACGUAUGAAUCGGGCCAUUCUGGGUUGUUGGAGAACGGGGGUGUCGAUAAGAAGGAAAUUAAAUAGAAGAAAAGCUACGAACGCUGCAGGCAGGCGUGUCAUCCCUUACAUGGAGGCUGGGUUGUUGUGAGGGACCGUGAUUUUCUUCAAAGUUCUCGUCUUUUUGGAAAUGUUCGUUUGGAUACGAUGACGUUGAUCAGGGUGGCGACAGUAGAGUGCGACCGCAGCAAGUUAACUGGCCGAACGAACUGUCACUAUUAUUAUAUGUUUGCCAUCACAUGUCGCAACGAAUAGUAUAGCAACGCCUUAGGUGACAUGUCCAACAGUAACAAUGAUGUUAGUAGAACAACCAAAGCUAUAAUAAUCUUCCUAUUAAUAAUGGUGUACAAGUGACAGAAUCAGAUAAAGAGACGUCAGUCGAUUGAAAGAAAAUAACAGAACAAUGCUGCUCCAAACGUUUCCUAUUUAAGAUAUUUCGUGAAUAAUACAAAAGAGAAAUAAUCAAAUAAAAACAAUAAUAAUAGAUAUAUGAAGAAAAAUGUUACAAUCAUGUAGCAUAUCAGUUGAUGGAGUUGAUAAAGUUUAUUCUACAUAGUUACAAAAAAUCUACGAUGUAAAUUCACUGUGUUUUUUAUUGUAGUCAGUAGGCUCAUGAACAUAUGAUAUAGCGAAUUUCGUGAUUUUUUCAUUUAAACGAGAAGAGAUGUCGAUCUGCGUGAUGUUUGGACUGCAGAAUUUUCCGACAAAACUGACAGUGUUGGAUACAUAUGCGCCUUCUACAAUAUGAAUAUAGAAAUGCAUGUGCCCGUAUAAUUUUCUCGUCUUUAUCGAAUGAUUUGUGUAACCCGUAAGCGUUCUGUUCUUAUUGUAUUCUAAAAAGCAGAUACUGGACGUAAGGUAUACAACAGUACCUAGUUUGUUGGUGUGAUCCCGUCAGCUUCGAUAGCAGUCUUCUCAAAAAAUAAGGCAGACUGUUGAUUGCUUCAAAUAUUAGUACAUCAGCUUUGGAGUCGGCACAGCCGAAGCAACGAUGUCAUUGCUUUCCUAUAGGUACCGAAGAUUAAAGGUAGACUCCUAACAAUCUAACUAAUCAAUUUGUUAGCGAGCAUUUUUGUGCAGAGGUAACACGAUAUGGCUUAUGCCAUGUUCAUCUACGUUGUCGUUUCGUUAUAUCCUACAGAGAAGUUUCUGAUAAAGAUAGGCUAAACUGUUGCUGUUGCGUAUCUUUAGAUCCCAUAGACGAUGGCAUUCUACAUAGAUAUCUAAAUGCUUCAAUCCUUUUUACUUUAAUGAUAUAAUUAAUUCUCACACAACACAAUUAAACAAAAAAUUGUGAUAGGUAUAAAAUGGCGAGAAAUCAAAUAGGCUGCUUAGCGUACAAAUAUAUACAACAACAAACGUGUAGAUUUUGAUUCAGACGAAAAAUAGAUUAUCGUACCCUAACGCAGAACUGUGCUUCUUACGAUCAUUUUCAGAAAUAUUGCUUAUUAGUGAGGUUAUGGCCCAUCUUGCAACAAAAUAAAUUCAAAGCUGCGCACUUAAAAUCGUGUUUUGGAAAAUAAUAAGUUAUUGUCUGACGCA
Molecule: messenger RNA, 13611 nt
Organism: Varroa destructor (honeybee mite)
Lineage: Eukaryota; Metazoa; Arthropoda; Arachnida; Mesostigmata; Varroidae
Product: putative serine incorporator
Cellular component (GO): membrane
Source: RefSeq, a predicted model, not a curated record